Meleagris gallopavo (turkey) is the source of this 2422-nucleotide messenger RNA. Lineage: Eukaryota; Metazoa; Chordata; Aves; Galliformes; Phasianidae. The record is from RefSeq and is a predicted model, not a curated record.
UUACAGUGAGGUCCAAACUUCUUUUAGCAGGGGACUUUGUACCGAAAUUUCCCUAAUGGUCACCUUUGUGUUCUUGGCACAGGCGGUGCAGCCGGAGGAGCUCAGCUCAGCUGGUGAACGUGGGAGCAAAAGGAGCUCGAGUGCAGCAGAUGUGGGCCAGGCAGCGAGGGCAGCUUCUGGGGAUGGCGGCGUGGCUGUGAGCUGCCCCAGCCUUCAGCUCCAUGCCUACAGCAUUGAGGGCAUGACCACAUUUCAGAAUGGCUGUGGGAACAGCAACGCCAUCGCUUGUAUCAUGAUGGAUAACAAGGAUCCUCUGAACCUGAUGACCUCUGUCAGUCAUAAUGGGGGGUACAGCACCAGCGAUGGUUGUGAAGAGGAAACACAAGAUGAGAAACUCAGCCCUUCCAAAAUCAUGCGCUUCUUCUCCACUCCUCGGAAACGAGCCAAUUCCAGCUCUGACAGGCCUCGCUCUCUCAUUUUGAUGGGCAACUCUUCUACGUGGAAUGCUUUAUCUUCCAUCAGGAAAAUGGGAUCUUUCAAGAAGCUGAAAUCAUCUGUUCUGCAAGGGAUUCAAGCAAGGGAGUGCCCCGAUAUCCUAAAUGAGAAUGGUGUAGGCAAACACAACUCAAAUGGGGCGGUGGUGAGUGUUCAGACUAACAGGUAUUCCUAUUCAGGGCCUUUGCAGGAUUUCCAGAGUGCAGUGGAUGGUUUGGCAUCCGAUUGUUCUGAUGCUGAGGAAAGCGAUGAGUCCUUCCUGAGGAACACACACCGCUCACGCAGCAUCCGACGGGCUUAUGGUGCUGGCCGCAUCAACCUGCUCGACACGGAUAAGGCUCAGAGCCACCACAACAGCACCAGACCAACAUCUCCUGUCCUCACAGAGCCAAAGAUCUGUGAGAUUUUGGUGAAGGACUCUGAGAACAACAGGAUCAUCUACCGGAGAAGCAAAAGUUCAGAUAAUUUGAACUUUCUGAAAAAAAGCUCAUUCAAACGGAAGUCCACCUCAAACCUUACUGACCUCAAAGCUACGAAUGAAAAACAAAUGCCGGCAAGGACUGUGAGUGUUACUUCUGCUGACUCAGACAAAACAAAUGGGAACCCCGAGAGAAGAUCCAAGCGAUGGAAGAGCCCCAUCAGGGCAAAGGAUUUUGACCGAGUUCUGAAGCUUGUCAGUAAUGUUACAGAGGUUGCAUGGAAGAAGGAUGGCCCUAAAAGCACGGCUCCUUCCCCCAGUGAGCAGUCCCAGAGAACAAGGUCAAACAGCAGACUGCAUGAUGACUAUUCCCGCAGGGUUUCCAGUAGCACAGAUCAUGACAGAAAGAGGUGUACCUCCUCAGUAUCUAGUCUAGAUUCUUCUUCACCGGGAACACCUUGUCUACAAAGCCCUGUGGCUGCUCAGGAUAAAGAGGCUGAAAUGAAUGUAGCUCGUGCUGAAGACAAAAACCUCAGGACAUCUUCAGGUAUCGCAGAAUCUGAUAGCUUGUCUCCUACUCUGAGUGACAUCGGGCCAUUUCCCAACGAAGUGUUUGAUACGGACUCGGAUGAACCAAAAGCCCCCCAGCAGUUUAUAUGUGAUGCUGAACAUCCUCACGUCCCUGUCAGGCCGACUGCUCCAAAACCUCAAAGCCCCAGCAUGGAGAAAGUGAUGUGCAAUAUGGAUUUCCAGUGCUCAAACCAUCAUAGCACACUGUCUUUGAGCUCCACAGAGAGUGAGGAGAGAGGCGAGGUUGGACCAAAGCUGGGCAGGAAUCCCGUCUGCUUCCAGGAUGCUGUGCAAACCGUAUACUAUGACGAUGGAAAUGAGGACAGUGGCAUCAGCAGUCACUCUCAGCUGAGCCUCAAUUUAGCCUCUGGUGCAGAAGAAAAAAAGGAAGAGGUUGUUUCUGAUGACCAUUGGAAGAAGUCCCCACCCCAGGAUGAAGAAAAGACAGACACGCAAAGGGUCACGCCCAGGAGAUGGGGCUCUGGAAAAAGGUCUCGGCCCAGACCACUCUCAGACUAUGGCCAAAUGUCAAUCAGAAGUAUCUCUAUACCUGAAGAUGCAGUUGCUGUGGAGUCACAGAAGACAGACUACACGGAUGGACAAAAUCAGCCAGGACUGGCUUCUGUUGGGUCUGUGAUCCAAAGCAAUACAGUAGGCUACUCCAGAGGGCGAAAAAGAAGACCCAUCUCUGUAAUAGGUGGGGUCAAUUUCUAUGGAAGCGGUCCAGCAGAAGAAAUUGAAGGUCUGCUGACACAACCCACCACGCGGCCACCCGUCCCCGCACACCAGGUGCCCCCCUACAAAGCCGUCUCUGCCAGGUUCCGGCCCCUCACCUUUUCACAGAGCACUCCCAUUGGCCUGGACCGCGUUGGGCGACGGCGGCAGAUGAGAACAUCUAAUGGUGAGAAGUGCAAGUUCUUUUAGCUCUGAGUUUCAGCU